Corylus avellana is the source of this 402-nucleotide messenger RNA. The record is from RefSeq and is a predicted model, not a curated record. Lineage: Eukaryota; Viridiplantae; Streptophyta; Magnoliopsida; Fagales; Betulaceae.
AUGGCGCCAUUGGAGUUGAAGGAGAUGAAGGAACAGUUGGAAGAGCUACUAGAUAAAUGGUUUAUCUUCCAUAGAUCAUUACCGUGGGGAGGGUCGGUGUUGUUUGUGAAGAAGAGGAUUGUAGCUGAUGCUUUGAGCUUCCAAGCUACCAUGUUGAUCACCAUGAAAGCUGAAGUGACUAGAUUCGAGUGCCUGAAGGAGUUAUAUGAGGAAGAUAAGGAUUUCGGUGAAAUCUGGAAGCAUUGCAAGGCAGGGCAACCAGUUCCUAAGAUACAUAUUCAAGAGGGGUAUCCAUUCCGAGGGAAUCAGUUGUGCAUCCCGAGGAGUUCCUUACGGGAACAAGUAAUCCAAGAAUUACGUGGUGGUAUUUUGGUGGACAUAUGGGAAGAGACAAGACCAUAA